Plectropomus leopardus (leopard coralgrouper) is the source of this 929-nucleotide messenger RNA. NCBI's taxonomy places the organism in Eukaryota, Metazoa, Chordata, Actinopteri, Perciformes, Serranidae. The record is from RefSeq and is a predicted model, not a curated record.
AGUGGAAAAUUCACAGGUCAGCCUUUAACAGCCCUGAAGAAGACGUCGCACCAUUGUGAAGACGAAAAAAAAUGAUUUCCAUCUACAUGAUCGUCACCGCUCUGGCAACAACAGCUCUGGCAAAAGGCUCUAUUGAGUGCAGUUUUUCUGAACCUGCUGGAGUUCAGCAGUGUUUUGGAGCAGUGGGACAGCUGCUGAUUUUUCAUCUGCCAAAUACAGCAAAUACAGAUAUUACUUUGAAAAAGGAUGACGAAUAUAUCAUUUUUAAAAGAGUCAAAAACAAGACAGUGACUCUGCAUGAAGAAUAUACGCAUCAGCCUCAACUCUUCACCGAUGGAACAAUCAAACUAGGCCACGCAAUGAAAAGACACUCUGGAGAGUACGUGUUGGAAGAAUUUGGAUCUAAUGGUGUUUUACUGAAAAAUGUGAAAAUGCAUCUCGAAAUACAAGCUCCAGUGUCAAAGCCAGCUGUGUCUCAGAUCUGUUUGUCACCUGAACAGAUGAACAUCAGCUGCUCCUCUGAGGGAGAUGGAGUGGAGUUCAUUUUGACUUUGGACGGUUAUUCACUCAUACAGACCAGAGGCCACAGACAGUCCCCCCACAGCUCAGCAGCAAACAUGGAGUCACCAGCAAGGAGCCAAACUGAACAAGACACACCCAUUAUUUCGAAAGUCACCAUCAGCUUAUAUGGUCAGCUGAUAGGAAACCUGAUGUGUCAGGUUUUGAACAACGUCAGCACAGAUAAAGCGGGUCUUUAUCUGACAGGCUGUGCAGCUUUAACUUGUUACUCCCCUGUUGUCUUGGCUGUGAGAGCUGUCAUUGUCACUCUAUUUCUUGUGGCUUUGUGUCUUGUCAUCUGCCACGUUCAUAAGAAAACAAGGUCCAUCACUGUUAAAGAAGGUGUUUCCAAAGAUGGCAAUCUCUCCUGA